Molecule: messenger RNA, 2906 nt
Organism: Nicotiana tabacum (common tobacco)
Lineage: Eukaryota; Viridiplantae; Streptophyta; Magnoliopsida; Solanales; Solanaceae
Product: N(6)-adenosine-methyltransferase MT-A70-like
Biological process (GO): mRNA modification
Cellular component (GO): RNA N6-methyladenosine methyltransferase complex; nucleus
Molecular function (GO): methyltransferase activity
Source: RefSeq, a predicted model, not a curated record
UUAUCCUUUAAAUUUUAAAAAAAAAAAUGUAGAAGAAUCAGCAAAAACCCCUCACAAAAACCCUUCCCGCUGAUAAUAAUUAAACCUCGCGAUCUGAAGCUAAGAUUGAAAGAAGUAUCAACAAUGGAAACUCACUCGGACGGCACCGACGAAAUCGCCGCCGUCAAGGAACUCCGGCAACAACAUGAAACCCGUAUACAAACCCUGCACAAUGCUCAAUUGGAACUCAUCGCCUCUCUACAAACCCUGGUUCCCGACAUCGUCUCUUCACUCGACCUCUCCCUCAAGACCAUUUCGUCCUUCAAUGGGAAACCGUUUACCCCUUUACCCAACCCCCUACCUAACACCCCUAACCCUAACCCUAACCCUAAUUUACUCGUCCCCCCGAAGAUUAACCCCAAUUCUAGCAGCGGUGCACACGCAAAACCUGUUUCAGAAGCUUCUGGAAGCGUUAAUGAGCGGGAUAAAAUGGUAAUUGAUGAUUGUGGGGGGCCGUUGUCGGUCGUAAGGGCUAUGGUUGCAGUGUGUUUGUUAGAGAGAGUGCCGUUUACGGCUAUUGAUUCGUCUACUUUGUUAAGGAAGUUAGAGAAUGAUCAGUCGCAUACGGCUGCUGAAAAGGCAGCGAUUAGGGAGCUCGGAGGGGAGUCGGGGCCGAUAAUGGCUGUGGAAAUGGCGUUAAAAUCAAUGGCGGAGGAUAAUGCUUGUGUAGAAUUGGAGAAUUUUGUUGUUAGUGGGAAAUCUAGGGUUAUGGUGUUGAAUAUUGAUAGGACUAGGCUAUUGAAAGAGUUACCCGAAAGUAAGCAAAAUGAGGGGAGUAGUGUAAGUGGAGGUAAUCGGAAUAAUAAUAAUAAUCAGGAAAUGGUGAAAAGAGGGAGUGAUAAUGGAGGAUUUAUGGGAAUGGGAAGGGCAGUGAGUGAAAUGUGGGAGCAUUCACAUAUGCAGGGGAUGACAGCUAUGUUUCCCGGCAAUAUGGGUCCGAGAGGUGGGCAUAGAGGUAUGGUGGGUAUGAUGGGGAUGCCUAGAGGUGUUGGUGUUCCACCUCCGAUGCCUAGACCACCAAUGGGGCCAAAUGGUGGGUUUGUAGGAGGAGGAAAUUCUAUUGCUUUGAAACCUAGGACAGAAGAAGAUGACAUGAAGGAUUUGGAGAAUAUGUUGAAUAAAAAGAGUUUUAAGGAAAUGCAAAAAUCGAAAACCGGGGAGGAGUUGUUGGACCUUAUUCAUCGACCUACCGCAAAGGAAUCUGCUGUCGCUGCAAGGUUCAAAAGCAAAGGUGGUUCCCAGGUGAAGGAAUAUUGUUCAGCUUUAACAAAGGAAGAUUGUCGACGCCAGUCUGGUUCCUAUAUUGCUUGUGAUAAGGUUCAUUUUCGGCGAAUAAUUGCUGUGCAUACUGAUGUCAACUUAGGUGAUUGCUCUUUUCUUGAUACUUGCCGUCACAUGAAGACAUGCAAAUAUGUCCAUUAUGAGCUUGACUCGACACCAGAUGUAUCACCCAUGAUGAUGGGAGCAGCUACCUUGCCCCCUACGAAGUCUUUGAAGCCUCAGCGUGCUCAUUACUGUUCAGAAGUAGAGCUUGGUGAACCACAAUGGAUUAAUUGUGACAUACGGUCAUUUAGAGUGGAUAUUUUAGGGCAGUUUGGGAUUAUAAUGGCUGACCCACCAUGGGAUAUUCAUAUGGAAUUGCCUUAUGGGACAAUGGCUGAUGAUGAAAUGCGCACUCUAAAUGUCCCUGCACUGCAAACUGAUGGUCUUAUAUUCCUUUGGGUGACUGGACGUGCCAUGGAGCUUGGGCGGGAAUGUCUAGAACUUUGGGGUUACAAACGUGUUGAGGAGAUCAUUUGGGUUAAGACCAAUCAACUUCAGCGAAUCAUCAGAACUGGUCGGACAGGCCAUUGGCUCAAUCACAGUAAGGAACACUGCCUUGUUGGAAUAAAGGGAAAUCCAGAGGUAAACAGGAAUAUUGAUACUGAUGUCAUUGUAGCAGAGGUUCGGGAAACGAGUCGUAAGCCAGAUGAGAUGUAUCCCUUGCUCGAAAGAAUUAGUCCAAGGACAAGAAAGUUGGAGUUAUUUGCUCGGAUGCACAAUGUUCAUGCUGGGUGGAUGGCACUUGGAAACCAACUACAAGGGGUACGAUUAGUUGAUGAAGGGCUUAGGGCGCGGUUCAAGGCUGCAUAUCCAGAUGUGGAGGUGCAACCUGCAUCACCUCCAAGGGCGUCCGCAAUGGAAGUAGAUUCAAGUUCUAAUCAAAUGAAGAAUGCAUUUGCAGGAGGGGAACUAAAGACUGCAGGGACCCAGUUCGCUGAGGCCACAGCUCCAGAUGCAGCCUGUGCAACUGAAGGAAAAGCAGUAAAAAGCGAUGUGGAGAUGGCAAGCUAAUAACUUUGUUUCAAGAACUAGUUAUUUUCCAGUAACACUUGGUUCGUCCACGUAGUUUUGCCCUGCCUAUUUCUACCUGUCUCCGACAAGCUUUUUGCAGAUGGGUGUGGAGUAUUAUUUCCAUUAAGAUUCUCGGGUGGCAGGACGAGUCACAAUGUGCCUGCAAUUAGCCAUAAAAAAGGAGCCUAACAGCAGUCUUAAGAAUAGCAGGUUGAUAGAAUGUAAUACUCUCCCUUGUUUGUUGUUUGCUGAAGAUUAGGUAUUGUGUCAUAUACAUGUAACUUGUUAGGACAUAUAUCCCUUUUGCAGACUUCGUCCGCUUAGUGAGUGGCUGCCCAGUGUUGGGUGCAAGUGUAAUCUACGUCAUAGCUCAAGAAUGAUCAAACACCUACUCUUUUUCUGGCUACUGCAGUUUACCACUUUUCUGUAUGGUUUUCCAUUGGAAGCACUCAACUGAACCCCUCCUAGUGUUUACACCCAGAUUACUUAGUUUUAACUAGGUCAAUAUUAAAUUAUAUAAGCAGUUAUUUUUA